UUCAAUUUUAGGGUCGCAUAGUCAAACAAUAUCCAGCCAAAAUACGCCUCACUGCUCUGCAAUGCUUCUUUAGCUGCAUGCAAUCUACUCUUUGGGCCAUUGCAGCAGCAAGAAAUUCAUCAGCCUGGAGGCUUGGCUGGGAUGUUCAUCUUCUCUCUGUAGCGUAUUGCGGUGUAAUUGUCACUGGCAUCACAUACUGGUUGCAAGUCUGGACUAUAGAGAAGAAAGGUCCAGUUUUCACAGCAAUUUUCACUCCACUAGCUCUUGUAAUAACAGCCAUCUUUUCUGCAUUCCUGUGGAAGGAAACCCUUCACUGGGGAAGUAUUGGUGGGGUUGUCCUGCUGGUGGGAGGUCUUUAUAGUGUGCUGUGGGGGAAGAACAGAGAAGAUGGGAAAGGGGUAACAAAUGAACAACAUCCGGAUACUAAAGAAGAAAUUGUUCUCGAGUGCAUUACACAUCACUGACUGUUGGGACUGUAAUAUAUGGCAACUGGCUUUUGCCCUUUGAUGAUGAUAUUUUCCACAAUGAAAAUCCUCAGGAAGAUAACACCGUCCUAGAUUCAUCAAACAUAUCUCUUACUUUCUCUUCUGCGUCUUUCCAACUCCAAACCUAUAAUUGUAAGGUUUUCACAAUCUCUUCAAUGUAUGAAAUGCUCAUUCUUUUGAGCAGAGAUGAUUGAUACUAGUAAGAAAAUGUUCAGAGUUUUGACUCCACUCAGCAUUGAUGAGCUCAGGCCAUCUUAUUAUUAAUUGUACUAUCACCCCAAUUGAGGGAUAGCAGCUAGAACAACAAUGUUGCAUCAUUAAUAUGACUUUAGAACA
This is a messenger RNA of Theobroma umbraticum, 821 nucleotides long. RefSeq names its product nodulin MtN21 /EamA-like transporter family protein (gene UMAMIT22). Lineage: Eukaryota; Viridiplantae; Streptophyta; Magnoliopsida; Malvales; Malvaceae. Gene Ontology annotation, cellular component: membrane. Gene Ontology annotation, molecular function: transmembrane transporter activity. The record is from RefSeq and is a predicted model, not a curated record.